This is a messenger RNA of Sphaeramia orbicularis (orbiculate cardinalfish), 3014 nucleotides long. RefSeq names its product solute carrier family 12 member 9. The coding region runs from base 1 to 2850 and encodes 949 amino acids. Gene Ontology annotation, molecular function: potassium:chloride symporter activity. The record is from RefSeq and is a predicted model, not a curated record. NCBI's taxonomy places the organism in Eukaryota, Metazoa, Chordata, Actinopteri, Kurtiformes, Apogonidae. Gene Ontology annotation, cellular component: membrane. Gene Ontology annotation, biological process: cell volume homeostasis; potassium ion homeostasis; chloride transmembrane transport. The transcript has 13 exons.
AUGACGGAGCGGACUCCUCUCCUCCACUACCGCCUCUCCGCGAGCGUCAAUGAGUCCGAGCGGCGGGCACCUCCGGCCGGCCAGGCCGUGGAGCAGCUCCCGGACAGCCCCCGGCAGAGGUCCACCCACCAGAGACAAGCCAAGAAACUGUCCACCUUCUUCGGGGUGGUCAUCCCAACUUUGCUGUCCAUGUUCAGCGUGGUGGUGUUCCUCAGAAUAGGAUUUGUGGUGGGUCACUGUGGACUGUACCAAGCUAUUGCCAUGUUCCUGGUGGCCUAUUUCAUCAUCAGCAUGACCGUGCUGUCAGUGUGUGCCAUCUCUACCAAUGGAGCCCUAGAUGCUGGAGGCGCCUAUUACAUGAUCAGCCGAGCCUUGGGCCCAGAGUUCGGGGGCAGCAUCGGCCUCAUGUUCUUCUUGGCGAAUGUGUGUGGCUGCGCUCUGUUUGUACUCGGUCUGGUUGAAGCCAUCGUUGCCACAUUUGGAGUUCCAGAAGCUGGGACAGUAGCCACCUCCUCCUUCCAGGUCCUGCCAUCUGGCUACUGGUGGUCUCUGCUCUACGGGACGGUCAUCGCCCUUCUCUGCCUGCUGGUGUGUCUUGUGGGAGCCCACAUCUACGCCAAGGCCACUUUCCUCAUCUUCCUUGUGGUUAUGUUUGUCCUGGGCACCAUCUUCAUCAGCUUCUUUGUCGUACACCCUCGUGUCAUUGUCCUACCCCCUCCAUCCACCCCGACAGCCAACGGAACAGGCCCUCCAUUUGCCACCACUGCAAACUUCACCAGUUUCAAGCUAGACACGCUGCUGGGGAACCUGUGGGCUGACUACACUUUGGAUUAUACAACAGGAAACAUGAUGAACUUUGCCACCGUUUUUGCUGUAAUGUUUAAUGGCUGCACAGGCAUCAUGGCUGGUUCUAACAUGUCAGGUGACCUGAAGAAUCCCAGCUACUCCAUCCCCCGUGGAACUAUCACAGCCGUCAUCUUCACCUUCAUCAUCUACAACCUGCUCUGUGUGCUUGAGGCCUGCUCCUGUGACCGUGUCCUCCUUCAGAGGGAUAACAGUUUUCUGAGGGAUAUCAACAUUUGGAAGCCGUUUGUCACCAUUGGCGUUUAUUCCUCCACCCUCUCUGCUGCCAUGAGCAACCUCAUUGGAGCCUCUCGCAUCCUCUACGCCCUGGCCCGGGACGACUUAUUUGGGAAGGUGUUGUCUCCAGCGAAGAAGACGUCACACAGUGGUAACCCUUGGGUGUCAGUGCUCAUCUCCUGGUUCCUUGUUCAGCUGGUGCUGUUUUCAGGGAAGCUCAACACCAUCGCCAGUAUUGUGACCAUUUUCUUCCUGUUGGUGUAUGCUGCUGUGGACUUGGCGUGCCUCGCUCUGGAGUGGGCAUCUGCACCUAAUUUCAGGCCCACGUUUCGUUAUUUCACCUGGCAUACGUGUGUGCUGGGCAUCGUGGGUUGCGCCGUCAUGAUGUUCCUGAUCAACGCCAUCUACGCCUCGGCCAGCAUCGCCUUCAUGCUGCUGCUGCUUCUGCUGAUUCACUACCUCAGUCCCACCUCCAGCUGGGGUUACAUCAGCCAGGCUCUCAUUUUCCACCAGGUACGUAAGUAUUUGCUGAUGUUGGAUGUGAGGAAGGACCACGUCAAGUUCUGGCGUCCUCAGGUCCUGCUGAUGGUGUCCAACCCCCGCAGCAGCGUGGGACUGAUCACCUUCAUCAACGACAUCAAAAAGAGCGGCCUCUAUGUCCUGGGACAUGUCCAGCUGGGAGAUCUCAACACGUUACCGUCAGACCCUCUGCAGUCCCAGUAUGAUUCCUGGUUGUCCCUGGUGGAUUAUCUGAACAUUAAAGCCUUUGUUAACCUGACACUGGCCGACUCAGUGCGCCAUGGGGUCCAGCAUCUCCUGUUCAUCUCUGGACUAGGUGGGAUGCGACCCAACACCCUUGUCUUGGGUUUCUAUGACGACUGCAGUCCGACGGACAAGCUGAUUGAUCCAUCCCUCUCCACCAGUCAGUCCACAGAUCCCUUGGGCCCAUCCCUGGACCCCGAGCAGCAGUCCCCUCUGUUCCACUUUGCCUCCCUGCGGGGAUCCGGUGACAGUCGAGAUGGGAAAGUUGUCGGACCUCAGGAGUAUGUGGCCAUCAUCGCUGACGCCAUGAAGAUGUCAAAGAAUGUGGCGCUAGCUCGCUACUUCAACAACUUCGACCGAGCACAGGCCCUGUCCCCAGCAUCUUCUUCUCAGGGGAAGGGUGCUGUAUACAUCGAUGUCUGGCCGGUAAACCUCCUCCGACCGGACAGCUGCAGCUACGUCGAUACCUGCUCUCUGUUCCUGCUACAGCUAGCUUGUAUCCUCAACAUGGUGCGAGCUUGGCGCAAAGCUACAAUCCGCCUCUUCCUUUGCGUCGAGGAAGGGCGAAGCGUUCGAGGGUCAGAGGAGAAGUUGGGUCAGCUGUUGAAAGAGCUGAGAAUUAAAGCCCAGGUCUAUCCCGUGCCCUGGGACGAGCAGGUGGCGCUACACUGGCAGCGGCAAGGGGAGUGGAGCAAAAAACAACAGUCAGCAGAUGGCGCUGAAGACGACAAGCAGUCAGCAGAGGAGGAGGAGAGUGAAGAAGAUUAUGUCAAUAGCUUCCCGAGUAACGCCACUCGUCUGUCAGAUGACUACCUCUCAGCUGUCAAUAAAUUAAUCCUGGACCAGGUCCGGCCACCGCCUGCUGUUCGGUUCCUGUACUUGCCCCGCCCCCCAGCUGACACCCGCCGCUACACUGCCUAUUUACACCAGCUGGAUCUGCUCACUAAGGACCUGGGCCCCACGCUGCUUAUCCAUGGUGUCACCCCUGUCAUCACCACUGACCUUUGACCUACUCAUCUCCCUCGCAGAACUUGAGACAAUCAGUGAAGUGUGCCUGACAUGCUGAGAUUGUAGUGCAGCUUCUCCGCAGACCUUUGCAUCAAACAACAGAUGUAAAAAAAAAAAAAAAAAGAGCCAAUCAGCUGACUGCACUCCUGCACCGCUUCAUCCAU